CGCUGCCACGUCAAGUAGAAAUUUGUGAACGUGAAUGAAGUCGCGAAUUCGGCAUUUAGUUUAGUUCCGUCUUCCGAGUGCGAUUUAUUAGUUGUUAUAAAUUAGUUCUAGCAGAAAGAUGCGUGUUAUAUUCCUUUCGCUAGCGAUAGCCCUUUUGGGUACCGCACUCGGAGACGAUAUUCCAACAGAAGAAAAUGUAUUAGUUCUUUCAAAGUCCAAUUUUGAUUCUGUUGUAUCUUCCACCGACUACAUCCUUGUGGAAUUCUAUGCCCCGUGGUGCGGUCACUGCAAGUCGCUCGCGCCGGAGUACGCUAAAGCCGCCACAAAAUUAUUGGAAGAAGAAUCUCCCAUUAAGCUGGCUAAAGUUGACGCCACCCAGGAGCAAGAUUUGGCUGAACUAUACAAAGUCAAGGGAUACCCGACUUUAAUUUUCUUCAAGAACGGAAACCCCAUCGACUACUCGGGUGGCCGUCAAGCUGAUGACAUUAUCACAUGGUUGAAGAAGAAGACUGGUCCUCCAGCUGUUGAAGUUGCUUCUGCUGAGCAAGCCAAGGAGCUGAUUGGCGCCAACACUGUCAUUGUCUUCGGUUUCUUCCCAGACCAGAGCACCGAGAAAGCAAAGGCGUUCCUUAACAUUGCUAGCCUGGUUGACGACCAAGUGUUUGCUAUUGUUACCGACGAGAAGGUCAUCGAAGAACUUGAAGCUUCACCUGAGGAUGUUGUCUUAUACAAAAACUUUGAAGACCCCAAGGUCAAAUAUGAUGCUGAAGCCUUCAACGAGGACCUUUUUAAGACCUGGGUGUUUGUACAAAGCAUGCCGACCAUCGUGGAGUUCUCCCACGAGACUGCCUCCAAGAUAUUCGGUGGACAGAUCAAAUACCACCUGCUGCUGUUCCUGUCCAAGAAAGGCGGUCACUUCGAGAAGUACCUGGAUGAGCUGAAGCCGGUCGCUAAGAACUACCGCGACAGGAUCAUGAGUGUCGCCAUCGACACCGACCAGGACGACCACCAGAGGAUCCUGGAGUUCUUCGGCAUGAAGAAGGAGGAGGUGCCGUCAGCCCGUCUCAUCGCGUUGGAACAGGACAUGGCCAAGUAUAAGCCCGAGAGCGACGAGCUAUCCGCGAACACCGUUGAGGAAUUCAUCCAGGCCUUCUUCGCUGGUACCCUGAAGCAGCACCUGCUGUCGGAGGAAGUGCCGGAGGACUGGUCCGCCAAACCCGUGAAGGUGCUCGUCGCCAAGAACUUUGACGAGGUCGUCUUCGACACCAACAAGAAGGUUCUCGUCGAGUUCUAUGCCCCAUGGUGCGGCCACUGCAAGCAGCUCGCCCCGAUCUACGACAAGCUGGGAGAACACUUCGAGAAGGACGACGACGUGGUGAUCGCCAAGAUCGAUGCCACCGCCAACGAGCUGGAGCACACCAAGAUCACCUCCUUCCCCACCAUCAAGUUAUACCUCAAGGACAACCAGGUCCGUGACUACAACGGUGAGCGCACCCUGGCCGGCCUCACCAAGUUCGUGGAGAGCGACGGUGAGGGCGCCGAGCCCCUGCCCAUCAUGACGGAAGAAGAAGAAGGAGACGAUGACGCGGCGCCGCGCGACGAGUUAUAAGCGCGCAAACACGUCGUCACACACGUCAGCGCACUCUCGACUGUCUGUAGUUAACAUAAGGUUGUUUUUCCCUCGCGUUGGGGCGUACACGCAACAAUUGUACAAACAUUAACAUUCGCAGCUGAGUUCAUUUUGAUAUUUUUGUAUUCCAACAUUUCCGAUUGCCGCAAUUAUUAUUUUAGAUCUCUUAUGAGUUUUUUUAAAGUUAAAUAGAUACAUAAUUUAUUUUGUAUGGACAACGUAGGCUUACGCUGUGUAUUUAUUAUUUCUGUAUCAAUGAUAUUUUUAACAUUCCCAAUGGGUACGAACAAUGAACUGAACUAAGCUGAACUCGGUUUAUACAGUUGUUAAAUAAUCUUAAGCUUAACUUCCAUAUUACCAAUGCCUGUAAGU
Messenger RNA from Aricia agestis (brown argus), 2002 nucleotides. It is a transcript of the gene Pdi, whose product is annotated as protein disulfide-isomerase. Gene Ontology annotation, biological process: response to endoplasmic reticulum stress; protein folding. Gene Ontology annotation, cellular component: endoplasmic reticulum. Bases 119 to 1609 code for a protein of 496 amino acids. Lineage: Eukaryota; Metazoa; Arthropoda; Insecta; Lepidoptera; Lycaenidae. Gene Ontology annotation, molecular function: protein disulfide isomerase activity. The transcript is spliced from 10 exons. The record is from RefSeq and is a predicted model, not a curated record.